Molecule: messenger RNA, 2675 nt
Organism: Durio zibethinus
Lineage: Eukaryota; Viridiplantae; Streptophyta; Magnoliopsida; Malvales; Malvaceae
Source: RefSeq, a predicted model, not a curated record
AAAAAAAACUUUUGAAAAAUUUUUUUGAAUAAAAAAUUUCAAACCAAAUUACUAAAAAAAAUAAAAAAUCAGACUCUUUCUUCCAUUUUUCCUGAGACUUUCUCUUUAUCUAUAUAUUCCUCACCUUGAAAGCCUUUCAUUUCUCUUUACACCAUCUCUUUUUGCUCUUUCUAUCUUGAACAAAGUUGAGAUUUUUAUAAGACAGGAAACAAUUGAGAGAAGAAGGAAAUAUAAUUUGAAGGGGGCAAGGCAAAUAGAAGAGAAGAAAGAGGAUGAAAUUAACCUCCUCAAUUCUUAUUCUUAUUGUGCCUCCUCUCAGAUCUUAGUUUUUUGCAAGAUUUGGCACUUUGGUUUACUUUGAUUGGUGAAGUUAAAUUCUGGGUUCAGUUGAUUGAUCGUGGAAGGAUCUGUUUGUUUCUAAAUUUCCAAUCAGAGAGAAAAUUUUUCAUUUUGUAUCGGAUUACAAUUUUGUUGUUAAAAUAAAAGAAAAAGAUGUCUGAGAAUGGUAAGCUAUUUAUUGGUGGGAUAUCUUGGGACACCAAUGAAGACCGUCUCAAGGAGUAUUUCAGUAGUUUCGGUGAAGUGGUAGAGGCAGUGAUCAUGAAGGACCGAACCACAGGGCGUGCACGUGGAUUUGGUUUUGUUGUUUUCUCUGACCCUGCUGUUGCUGAGAGAGUCAUCAAGGAGAAACACAACAUUGAUGGCAGGAUGGUUGAGGCAAAAAAAGCAGUUCCUAGGGAGGACCAGAACAUUAUGAGUAGAAGCACUAGCAGUAUCCAUAGUUCACCUGGUCCUGGCCGCACAAGAAAGAUUUUUGUCGGAGGUCUAGCAUCAACUGUCACAGAGAGUGACUUUAAGAAGUAUUUUGAUCAGUUUGGGAAUAUCACAGAUGUCGUGGUGAUGUAUGAUCACAACACCCAAAGGCCUAGGGGUUUUGGCUUCAUCAGUUAUGAUUCAGAAGAGGCGGUGGACAAAGUGUUGCAAAAGAAUUUCCAUGAACUGAAUGGUAAAAUGGUUGAGGUUAAACGAGCUGUCCCCAAGGAGUUAUCACCUGGUCCCAGUCGCAGCCCCCUUGGUGGAUAUAACUAUGGUCUGAAUAGGGUCCACAGCUUUCUUAAUGGCUACACUCAGGGAUAUACUCCAAGUAGUGUUGGAGGCUAUGGACUUAGGAUGGAUGGUAGAUUCCGCCCAGUUUCUGGUGGUCGAAGUGGGUUUCCUCCUUUUGGUUCUGGUUAUGGAAUGGGCAUGAACUUUGAGCCAGGGUUGAACCCAAAUUUUGGAAAUAGUGCAAAUUUUAGUAGUAAUAUGAGCUAUGGACGAGGAUUGAGCCCUUACUAUAUUGGUAAUACAAAUAGAUUUGGUAGUUCUAUUGGGUAUGAUGGAAGCAGUGGAGGUAAUACAUCCUUUUUCAGUUCAGUGACCCGGAAUCUUUGGGGAAAUGGGGGGCUUAAUUAUAACACAAAUGCUGCUAGUUCCAGUACAUAUAUGGGAGCUGGAAGUGGGAGUGUAGGAGGAAGUGCCUUUGGAAACAGUGGGAUUAAUUGGGGUUCUUCUGCAAUUUCCGGUCAAAGUGGAGGGAAUAAUGUUUCUAGCAAUAGUGUGAAUUUUGGCUAUGGAAGUGGUGAUAACAGCUUUGGGUUUGGGACAGCCGGGUAUGGGAGAAACAGUGGGAACAAUGCGGCACCAACAUCAUCAUAUGUAGCAUCAAAUGGUGGUUAUGAUGGGGCCUUUGCAGACCUUCACAGUAGUGCUUCAGUUUAUGGGGAUACCACUUGGCGAUCAUCAACAUCUGAGCGAGAUGGUUCUGGUUCCUUUGGCUAUGGGCUUGGUAGUGUCACUUCUGAUGUUUUGGGUAAAAGUUCUCCUGGUUAUGUUGGUGGUUAUAGCAUUAAUAAAAGACAAGGAAAUAGAGGAAUUGCUAGCUAGAAGAUUAUUUUGGUUAUCACAAUACUGUAGGUGACGAUAAUCUCAUGAAGCAGGUGAUCUGUGAAUUCUGCACAUAUCCCUCGUUAAUAUGUUUCAGUUAAAAGAAACUUGGUUUCCUAGAGCUAACCGGUGAGCCUGUUUUGGAGAAUUAAAUUUAGAGGUAGAAAUCACAAGGGAUUUUGUGUUAAGGCUUGAGUUUUGAGUCACCUUUUUAGGGUUUCUUUUGGUAUUUGAGUGAGAUGUAAAAUCAGGUUGUGGGAUAUAGUCAGAAAUGUAUCAUGCAUCUCAUGUGAGGUGGCGGUACAUAACGAUAUAGACUCUAUAUUUUUUCUCCUUAGAUUUUAUGUUCUGUAAUGGCUCUGGCAAAGUUGUGGGUUCUUGUCAUUUAUGUUCUGUUUUUUUCCCCCGUUAUCUUCCAUUAUUUGGGUUUGUCUUUCAGCCAGAUUGUACCUGAGGUUCUUGUUGAUUUACUAGUGUGAAACAUUAAAAGGGGCACCCUUCUAGGGUCCCUCUGAAUAAGUUACGAUAUAUGCUGAUUCUUUAUCCAUUGAAACUCUUUGUGAAAUUCUGAAAUGGACAAUUUGAAUUGAUUUUUGAUCUUGCACCUUUUUUUGUUUGUUUGCCUGCAAACUGAGACUUAAUAUGCAAGCCAUGUUCAUAAUUAGUGCUAUUUUGAUGAUUUCUCUAAGCAAUUGCAUUGCUUUGGCUUAUAUAUGGGCAUAUGUAGGCAUAUGUACAUGUGCUUAUUU